Pistacia vera is the source of this 1606-nucleotide messenger RNA. RefSeq names its product thioredoxin-like 1-1, chloroplastic. Gene Ontology annotation, biological process: cell redox homeostasis. Lineage: Eukaryota; Viridiplantae; Streptophyta; Magnoliopsida; Sapindales; Anacardiaceae. Bases 364 to 1251 code for a protein of 295 amino acids. The transcript is spliced from 4 exons. The record is from RefSeq and is a predicted model, not a curated record.
UUUACUGAAAUAGAAAGCAAUAAAAAUUCAAUCUUUAAAGAACAGCUGUUGCCAUUUUCUUCUUUGAAACUGUUUUUCUUCGUUUUCAGAAAGCAGAUUUUUGCUGGCUUGCUCUUGUUUCGGGGAUUUCUUUGAAACUGUUUCUUAUAAAUCAAGAAAAGCUGUGUUAUUGUUGUUUAAGCAACUAAAAUCCAAUCCUUUAACCUACUUUUGUUUCUGGGUUUCGUUUCACGAACGUAUUUUUCACAAUAGAAAUCAUCUCUUUCAACAAAAUCUUGUUUCUUUUUUCAUCUGGGUUCCACUGAAACUGCUUUCUUUGUUUUGGGCAAGUGUUUUUUCUUCUUUUUUGUGUUGUGAGACAAGAUGGUUGAUGUGUUGACCAAAGCAAAUCUGUUUUCAUGCUGUAAUCCAAAUCAACAUGUUAAUGGCCUCUCUUUGCUUCCAGAAAGCUGUCCCGCUUCGUGUUCUAUGAGGGGUUUUCCAGUGAAAUUGAAAUCACAUGCUUUGAGACUUUUUUCAUCUUUGAGCAGUGAUUUUAAAGGAAAGAGAGUUGUUUUGAGAGAAAAUAAGGGUUUUCCCGGAGGAGGAAAUUCAUCAAAAGGCUCCAUUAAAGCACAGCAGAUCGGCCUUAUAGGGAAAUCCCAAAAGUGGUGGGUAAAGGGGCUGCAACCAAACAUGAGAGAGGUGGACUCUGCACAAGAUCUUGUAGACUUCCUUCUGAAUGCUGGGGACAAACUUGUUGUUGUUGAUUUCUUUUCUCCUGGUUGUGGUGGCUGCAAAGCUCUCCAUCCCAAGAUAUGUCAAUUGGCAGAGAUGCACCCAGAUGUGCAGUUUCUUCAGGUGAAUUAUGAGGAGCACAAAUCCAUGUGUUAUAGUCUGAAUGUUCAUGUGCUGCCGUUUUUCCGGUUUUACAGAGGGGCUCACGGGCGACUGUGUAGCUUUAGCUGCACUAAUGCCACGAUCAAGAAAUUUAAAGAUGCUUUGGCUAAGCACACUACGGACCGUUGCAGCCUUGAGCCAACAAAAGGGCUGGAGGAAAAAGAACUCGUUGCAUUGGCUGCUAACAAAGACCUCUCCUUCAACUAUACACCAAAACCACAACCAACACCUGCCCCUGCCGAAGUGGAAUUACCUGUACCACAUGUAGUCACACCUCAUACAAUCUCAGAUCUCGUCUUACCUCUUCCUUCAACAACCGUAAAAUCUGGUCAAGACAGUAAAGAAAAACCGUUAGUUGCUUCUGGGAGAUGAUGCGGUUAGUUUUUGCCAGCCCCACCGUCCUCCAUUACCCUUUUACAGGUCCAUUUUGUGUUCUUUCUUUCAUGUAAAAUAUCCAAGGCCAGAAAAGUGAACAAACUAGUAGAGGUUUAAUCAUACUGUAUGUGUGUCCCAAAGGAAUUGCAGGCUCUUGGAUUUAGUUUUUUGGAUCCUAGCUUGCUGAUCUCAAGGGUGUUUGAAGAGCAAAUCUCUUUUGUGUUUUGUUGGUUUGCUCUUGUUGGAGGCUAGCCCUUUGUGGUUGUAAAUAUCUUUUAGUUUCCUAUUUGAGUGAUGAAAAGAUACUUUUUAAUCCAUAAAAGCUAUAUAUAUAUAUAUAUAUAUAUAGAGC